Messenger RNA from Adineta steineri, 897 nucleotides. NCBI's taxonomy places the organism in Eukaryota, Metazoa, Rotifera, Eurotatoria, Adinetida, Adinetidae. The record is from the annotation of a GenBank genome assembly.
AUGGCAUUAGGUUUUGAACAUGCUCUAAAUGGAUCAGAUAAUCGAUCAUCAAGUGGUGUUUUAGGUGGUUUAUUUGCAAUUUUAUUAUUGACAUCUUUAUUUUGGGGAGCAUUAACAUUUCGAAAUAUAACACAUUUUGUUACUGCAUGUGUCGUUGGUCAAUGGUGGUUUACUUCAGAUGCUCAUAGACAAUACGCUGUUGAAACAAGUGUUCAACGUGCAUUAACAACAAAUUUCGGAACAAUUUCAUUUGGUUCAUUAAUACUUGCAUUUAUAAAAGCUUUACGUGUUGUUGCUCAAGUCAAUGAAAGAAAUGCUCGUCAAAAUGGAAAUAUUGUUUUAUUACUUUUUAGUUGUAUAUUUGUAUGUAUACUUCGAAUAUUUGAAGGAUUCGUAAGAUAUCUUAAUGAAUGGGCAUUUGUAUAUGCUGCAUUGACAGGUCAAUCAUUUCGUGAUGCUAGUCGAAGUUUUCUUGAUUUAUUUCAACAACGUGGUUGGACAAUGAUUAUAAAUGAUGAUCUUGCAGGACAUGCUUUAACUAUUGUUACACUUGCUAUUGGAUUUAUUUCAGCAGCACUUGGUGGUAUAACUGUUUAUGCUGCAAUGCCACAUUCACAAUCGCGAGUAGCCAUUGCUGGAAUGGCCGCGUUUUUUACAUUUAAAAUUGGUCUUGCUAUGGGUACAGUAAUGACAUCAAUUCUAAGUUCUGGUGUACGAACAGCAUUUGUCUGUUUUGCUAUUAAUCCAGCUGCACUUGGUGCAACUCAUCCUGAACAUUUACAAAAUUUACUUCUUGCUUGGUAUAAAUUUCAUCCACAAGAAUUUGCUGCUAGUGGUUUUGCUAUGCAUUUACCAAAACCUGCUGCAUCUGCUAGUGUUAUUUAUACUAAUGUUUGA